AUGUCGUUUAGAAUCAAAGAAGCAGACCAAGAUGUAUUGGAACGUAAACAACAAAAGGAUAAACAAUCUAAAAAGUUUCCUAAAGUGUUCAAAAAGAAAGUUGACAUGAGUAAAGUGAACGUUCAAGUGAUUCAACGAUGGAUAUCUGUGGAAGUUGACAAGGCUCUCCCAGAUGACGACAUUGUGGCAGACUACCUUGGAGAGCUAUUGGUGGCCAAUAAUGAGCCGGAUGUAAAGCUGAUUCAUCUUCAAAUGGCAGAUUUUCUUGGUGAUGAAGAGUCAUUAAAACUUUGCACGAGACUUUGGGAAUUGUUAGUCAGUGCUCAAGACGAUAAGGAUGGUAUUCCACAAGAAUUGGUUGAAGCUGAAAGGAUUAAAAGAAACAGGAGAGAGUCUCGAACUGAAAUUAUCAGAGAGAAGAAAGAAGAGAAAUUUGAAGAGAAACGUCCAAAGACAAAUUAUAAUCGAAGUCAAUACAAUGCAAGCAAAAGAACUAGAAGUCCAGAGAGGGGAAAUAGAAGCUAUCGCGAGAGAGAUUGA
Molecule: messenger RNA, 540 nt
Organism: [Candida] anglica
Lineage: Eukaryota; Fungi; Ascomycota; Pichiomycetes; Serinales; Debaryomycetaceae
Source: the annotation of a GenBank genome assembly